AUGCUAGCAAAAAUUAAGGCAAAUGUUUGGCAAAAUCACUUAAUGAAGCUUACUCCCAAAGAUGGUAGUCUCUGGAGGGAAACCAAACAAAUUCUUCGUUAUAAAUCACCAAAUCUCCCUAUUAAGAAAUCAGAUGGCAGCCUUGCCAUUUCUGACUUCGAAAAAGCAGAACUCUUUAAGGAGCAUCUUUCUCAAACUUUUCAACCACACUCUGAGAUAAUUGACAAUGAAAAUAUGAAUACGGUAGAAACGUUUCUGAAUGCUUCCCUUCCUCUAACUCUCCCUGUCAAGUCAUUUACACCAAACGAUGUUAAAUAUGCCAUACUAAAAUACUCACUAAACAAAUCACCGGGCUAUGAUCGCAUUACUGCGGAAGUAGCCAGAUCCCUUCCAACUAGAGCUAUCGUUCACAUCACUCACAUAUUUAAUGCUUCACUUAGACUUUCUUAUUUUCCUCUACUUUGGAAAUUCUCCACUAUAAUCUUGUUCCCUAAACCAAAUAAACCGCCGGACAUUCCAUCGUCACAUCGACCAAUUAGCCUUCUUCCAUUUUUCGCUAAAAUACUUGAACGAUUAAUUCUGAAACGUAUUAUACCUAUCAUUACUCAAAAGAAUAUCCUUCCAAAUACUCAAUUCGGCUUUCGGGCGUCUCACUCAACCACACACCAAGUGCACAGAGUCGUAGAUGCUAUUUCGUAUUCCCUGGAAAAAAAACUUUAUUGCAAUUGUGUGUUCCUAGACAUCGCACAAGCCUUCGAUAGGGUGUGGCACGAUGGCCUUUUAUAUAAACUUAAGAAAUUCCUUCCACCCACUUACUAUCUACUUAUCAAAUCCUAUCUAACGGAUCGAUUUUUUCAAGUUCGCCACGGUUCCGCUCUAUCUGAUUUAGCUUCUAUAAAUGCUGGUGUGCCUCAAGGUGGAAUCCUAUCUCCAAUUCUCUAUAACAUAUUUGCAUCUGAUCAACCUAUUACCCCCAACACAUCUGUAGCUGACUUUGCUGAUGACAAAGCACUAAUAUCCAUUAACAACAAUCCAAUCUUAGCGUCGAUAAAUCUUCAAACUCACCUUAAUGCUAUGGAAAAAUGGUUUACAAAAUGGCGGUUUAAAGUUAACCAGAAUAAAUCCGUUCACACAACCUUUACCCUAAGACAUACUCCUUGUCCUGGUGUUGUCCUAUAUGGAAUUCCAAUUCCCUACUCUCCAAAAAUCAAAUACCUCGGCCUUACGUUAGAUCAAAGAUUAACGUGGGCUCAUCAUAUCAGAACCAAAAGAUUAGCAUUGAAUCAUCGUCUCCGAUUACUUAAACCCUUAUUAUCCAAUAAUAAUCACACCUCUCUUAAAACUAAACUUCUUAUAUACAAAACACUAUUGAAACCACUAUGGACCUACGGCCUUCAGCUUUGGGGCAAUGCGAAAAAGACAAAUAUUUUGAAAAUCCAAACCUUUCAAAAUAUCGUGCUUAGAAAACUAACAAAUGCUCCACCUUACGUGUCAAAUCAUACACUACACACCGACUUGAAACUUAAUAAAAUAAAUGAUGAAGCUAAAAUCUUUUACAAAAGAUUCUAUUACCGUCUAAAUAAUCACCCUAAUCAAUUAAUAAAAAACUUGGCCACUCCCACAAUACCUGGAAAUCCUCCGAGACGUCUGAAGCGUAAGUGGUGUAGAGAUCUCUUAAAUUAA
This is a messenger RNA of Macrosiphum euphorbiae (potato aphid), 1683 nucleotides long. The record is from the annotation of a GenBank genome assembly. Lineage: Eukaryota; Metazoa; Arthropoda; Insecta; Hemiptera; Aphididae.